This is a messenger RNA of Centrocercus urophasianus (Greater sage-grouse), 9522 nucleotides long. Its product is annotated as synaptotagmin-like protein 2. The coding region runs from base 1031 to 3943 and encodes 970 amino acids. Gene Ontology annotation, biological process: exocytosis; intracellular protein transport. Gene Ontology annotation, molecular function: neurexin family protein binding; small GTPase binding. Gene Ontology annotation, cellular component: exocytic vesicle; plasma membrane. The record is from RefSeq and is a predicted model, not a curated record. NCBI's taxonomy places the organism in Eukaryota, Metazoa, Chordata, Aves, Galliformes, Phasianidae. The transcript has 17 exons.
GUGGUGAAGAGCAGAGACGUAGUUCUGUUUGGUGCUGGAGCUCAGGGAAAUCUUCCAGAAAUAAAAUAGAUAUCCAGCAUAACGGAGGCAUCCCUCUCAGCAUCUGUCUGUCCAAAAGGAGCUAUUUUGUGCCCGCCAGGCUAAGCAAGCAUUUAAUUUUCACCCAAUAAAACUGUUUGGAAGAGUGUUACCUAGAAAAACAAACAAAACUCCCCCAAAUGUUACCCUUCUCUGUAAUGAGAAGAAAACUAACUUGAAGAUAGAGGAAGCAGUCACUCAGGUUUGUAACGUACCCUCCUUCAUAACUAGCUGUUGCUGCUGCAGAAGCCUCACCUGGGAGCGGAGGCACUGUUUGUUUUACAAAGCUCACAGGGCUGCACCUGGUGGAGCAGAUCCUGCUGCCUGUGGCCCUGUGCAGCACUGCCGUGCGGGGAUCCUGGCAGCUCGGGUCACGUGUUGGCAUAGCUGCCAAGGGAUGAGGAAACGAGCGUUGUCCAGGCUGCUUUUGCUUGGUGUGCGCAGCGCUGCUGUGCGCCCCGUGAGACGGUGCUGCGCUCUGCUGAAACGAGGGAUGCUUGAACUCCACGGAGGCAGACUUCUCUGCUGAAGGAGGCGCGUACCAGAGGUGCUGGGGCUGCGCUGAGCUUCCGUGCCUGUUGAGGCAGGCGGUGAGCUUGCUUCUCACUGUGCUUGCCUGUUUGAUUGACGCUGGCUUCCAAAUUGCUACGACUGUGCCUGAAGGAAAGCAGAGGAGCCUCAUUUUGCUGUGAGUAUUUUCCUGGCAGGGGAAGGCACGCAAAGCAGCAAAACGUGCCCGGGAAGAGCUGCCCACAGCCUGGAAGCGUAGGUCCAAAUGCUAACGCGACUUCCAUUCAAGCCAUGCUGUUGUGAAUGAAGCCCUUUUUGCUCCAGCUUUGUCUUGCUCAGCACACUGGGGUCUGCCCAUGGCAUUGCAGCAGGCUGAGCUGGAUUAGUUGCCGGUGUGUCAUUGCUCCAUCUGUCUGAACUGCUGAAGAACGUUGCAGGGAACAUGUUGGACUUGAGCUUCCUGACUGAGGAGGAGUAUGAGAAGCUGAUGAAGGUUCUGCAGAGAGAUGCAGAGCUGAAGAAGAAAGAUGGGGAUCGCAUCAGACGGAUACAAGGCUCCAUCAAGGAUGAAAAGAAGAAGAAGUUUGUGACAGGUGAAUGGUUUUCAGAAGUGAAGGCAAAACGGUUUCAGGAAGACUUAGAGGGCUCGGAUCUGCUUCGGGCAUCAAUCAGAAGGAAAAAGGGCAAACUAGAAAAUGAGGUCAACGAGCACAUCGGGAGAAGUCUGGAAAGCAAAGAUGCCCCAGGUCCUCCCUUCCACGAGCAUGCUGCUGGCACAGGAGAGGAGAGAUCCAACACACCUGCUCUUGAUACUGCAGAGGAGCAUAAAAUCUUGCCAAAACCAAAGCCGAGACUUUCUGCCAUGCUGUCUGCAUCACACAAGAGAUUCAGUAUACAUGAUGUUUCUUCCUUGGAGAGUGACACUGGAGCAAGUCCGUUUGCAGCUGCAACAGACAACUUGCAUUUGUCUAGAAAAGGUAAUGGACUGUCUCCACCGCCUGCCAAGCUUUCAGACGAUGCUGUGCUACAGCCCAGCUGUGCAACUGGAGAAGCUGCUGAUGGGGCCACUGGCACCACAGCAGGACCAAAAAAUGCACCUGAAGCAGCUUAUGCUCCCAGCAAGAUACCUGUUAAGAGGAAACCAAGCAGAAGUCUCUCCAGAUCAGAGCAGUUUGUGAAUCACCUCGGGCCAGCAGAGAACAACCUUGAAAAGAGAGAGUUACUGGCAAGCCCGAGAUUGCUGACUACAGAAGGGGAAAGCAGCCAGGCAGUGAAGCCAGGCGUGAACUACACAAUCUCAUCAAUGAGUAAUAAAGAGGAGGACAUUGGCCUUGAUCGUGAGCACUUCAAGAAUUUGAAGAACUUCUGGGAGAAGGGAGCAGACUCGGUGAUGAUGGGAAGUGUGCCAGAGUCCCCAGGCUCGCUGGAGGCAGAUGGCAGGCAGUUCAAGCUGUGCCGCUCGCUCUCUGUGCAGUCAGAUCAUGGCCAGAACAGUGAAGAAAAGCCUGGAGCCUUCACUAAAACAAGAAGCCCUUACAAAAGGACAAUAACUUUAUCUUCCAGUGAGGAGGAACCAAGCUAUGUAGCUCCUGUGAGGAAGGGAUCCAUUUCCAUUGCUCCGAGGUCUACAUAUGCCAAGAGCAAAGGAGGCCUGGUUACAAGAAAUAAUUCGCUGGGCGAAAGCAAUGGGAAGCCGUCAGUGCCAGAGGAAGAGAAGGCAGCACAGCGCAGCUCCAAGAAAUCCAGAUUGCCUGUGCGAGUGCCUUCCAUCAAAAUCGAGUCUCCUACUAAGGAAGUAUCUGGCAGCAUGUUUGAGCCAGAGAUGCCUACAGAGAAGUUGAUUGUGGCAGAGGAGCGCAAGCGCACAGAGAGCUCUUUGGCAAGCAGGGUGCAGACACUGAUUGAGCCUGCGCCUGCAGGUGGUGACAAAAAUGAUGAGAAAGCACAAAGACCUGAUGUGGGCUCUCAUGACAACAUGGGAAUAAAUGGAGAGCUACCUGAGGAAAAUACAAGCCAGUCUUCAGAACAGCCAACAGGCAGUGUGCUGGCUGGAGGGAGAGAAGCUGUUCGGAAGAUGGACUUGUCUGUUCACUCAGAGGAAGAUGGAGAUCAUUCUCCUGCUGCUCAAACCUUGGCCCAAGCAAACAGCAUUAAUCUUGCAAAGAGCAUGGUGAACAUUUACACAACCACAGAGACGUACAGUAAACCUCUUUUGAUACCCCAUCAAUUUCUUGAACCUGAAAGAGUCAAAGAACUGAGCAGAUCCUCUCCUCUCCUGUUGUCUGAGACAGAAUCAGACACGGCUUCGGAAAUCAGCUUCCAGUUUAGCAAGCACAAAAAGACUCCUAGCAUUGGCAGCCACUCCUCCGACAUGGCAUCUGUCUCCUCGGUGAGUGGCAGUGUGCUCAGUGUGUACAGCGGCGAUUUUGGGAGUGUGGAUGCCCAGGGUACUGUGGAAUUUGCACUAGACUAUGAUGAGAAGAACCGUGAGUUCCAGGUUCAUGUGUCCCAGUGCAAGGACCUGGCUGUUGUGGAUGAGAAGAAAGACAGGACUGACCCGUAUGUUAAAACUUACCUGCUCCCAGACAAAGCGAGAAUGGGUAAGAGGAAAACCUCAGUGAAGAAAAGGACUGUGAAUCCUGUUUACAAUGAAGUGCUAAGGUAUAAAAUAGAGAAAAUGGUAUUGCUGAUCCAAAAAUUGAAUCUCUCUGUUUGGCACAAUGACCCAUUGGGACGUAAUAGUUUCUUGGGAGAGAUUGAAUUAGACUUGGCCAGCUGGGACUGGAGCAACCGAAAACUCAACUGGUAUCCACUGAAGCCCCGGAGUCUUUCUGCUGUUAAUGGCGUGGAUCAUCGAGGAGUGAUGAAUUUGUCUAUUAAGUAUGUCCCUCCAGGAAGCCUAGGUCCCAAGAAUCCUCCCUCUGGUGAAGUUCACAUUUGGGUCAAAGAUGUUAAGGACCUUCUACAGUUGCGUCCUUCUGGAGUUGACUCCUUUGUGAAAUGCUAUGUGCUUCCAGACACGAGUAAGAAGAGCUACCAAAAGACCCGAGUCGUAAAAAGAGACACAAACCCUGUUUUCAAUCACACUAUUGUGUAUGAUGGCUUUCAUACAGAGGACUUGAAGGAUGCUUGUGUUGAACUGACUGUGUGGGAUCAUGAAAAACUAACCAACCAUUUCCUUGGAGGAAUCAGGCUGGGCCUUGGGACAGGUUUGAGCUACGGCAUCCCCGUGGACUGGAUGGACUCAACACAAGAGGAGGUGGCCUUUUGGCAGGAGAUGAUGUCUGCCACCAAUGAGUGGAUUGAGGGGUUGCUGCCACUACGCUCGUUGGCAGGGAGGAAAAAACUGAAAUAACCUACUGUGUGUUCUAGGGCAAGGCUGAACGUGUUUGUUAGAUAUAGGAAACUUCCCACCCCGAGGUGAUAGAGACCAUGGGGCUGGCAAUCAUAAGGUUAGUAAGGCAGUUCAUGGGCAGCACUUUGGAGAUGUUAAAUGUUAACAAUUUGUUCCCUGAUGGAAGACCUGGAAAGUGCCAAACUGAUGCUAUGCUUGAUUUUGAACAAGAAGAAAUGUUACCUUUUUAUUUAAUGAGUGUGUUUGAAUCCAUUAAGCACUGGUAACAUCAGCAGGAAAGAGGAAAUCCAGAUAUUUAUUUAUUUUUUUACUCUUGCUUGUACUGUGGUGUUUUUUUUAACCCAUGCAGAGAUGUAGUUGUACUGAAGCUUCGCUAUGGUAUCAUGCAUAUUUACCUGCAGGUGGUACACUUUGUACUUUAUGUAGAAUUGUUCCAAGUCACCAGGCAGCACAGGCUGAAAAUGAGAGCUUUGCAUUUGUCACUGGUGGCAACACAUCUGUACCAUGAAAGAAAUUGAGAUCCAGAGUGAAUCUAAAGAAAGAGAGGACUGUUUAAAACAGAAAAUGAAGCAAUCCAAGGAGGAUAACAACCAGGAAUUCAGUAUGUUAAAUCCUUUCUGCUUUAAUACAAAAGAGCAAAGAGAUGGUCCUGCAGCUAGUAAGAUUUUGCAAUCAAGAGCUGCUUUCCUAGCUUUCCCACUGGCUUCGUCAGUGACCUCAGGCAAGUUACUCUAUUAAAACAGUUCCAGUGCAAUAUGAAUUGAAGUGCUUGCCUAACUGUAAAAUAACAUUACAUUGCUAAUGGACCUAAUAGCAUCUUUGAAAUGCCUUGUGUGCAAAACAUUUCAAUAUAAAAUAAUGAUGUAGGGAGCAGUCUUGCGUUAGCCUGGCAUAAUGGGUCAGGAAAAAUGGUCAGAACUGCAGUGGAACCCAGGAGAUCCUGGGAGAGGUAAGCAGGGAGUGAACAAAUGCCAAGGGGAGCUGCAGAGCUGAGGACUAGGGUAACCACCUGCCUCCAUAUAUCCUGCUCCCCUUCUUGUCUGCCUCUCACCUGAUGCCUGUCAGAUAGUUGUCCAGAGCUAGAGCAACCUUCUUGUCAGUAAUUGCAAGAGUUUUGUGUCUGGCACACUCUAACAGUGGUAGAGUGAUGUUAUGAAUGCAUUUUGAAAUGUAGCUCUGUGAUUUGUACCUUGGAUGUACAUAUUGUGAUUAAAUAGAAUGUUUUUCUUUAGUCAUCAGCUGGUCUCCUUGUGCCUGUCUUUAGCAUGGUCUGAGUAAUGACAUUGCAAGCAAAAGAGGUGUUAUAUUUUAUCGUGCCAGAAUGACCCUUUUUUGCCCAAGGGUAAGUGAAAUGUUGUGGAGAAAUAUGUAUAUAUAUGUUCGUAGUUGUCCCAUUUUAGAUUUUGGUUCUGUGAAUAUUUUGAUAUUCUUUAAUGUGUUGAUUGUAUUUUUUAACUCAAACAGCACUAAUAUUCAGCUGAGCAAAAUGGUUCUAAAUAAAUGAAAGAAAACUUUUAUGGUUAAAAUAACCAGAGUUUUUCAUGAAAUGAAGACAUCUGGGAGAUAAUCAACAGCUGUCAGGGCAAACAACAAAGAUUGUGGUUUUGCAAUUGGAGAAAGAUAAUACUUGAAAAUGUACCAGUUAUGGUACUGAAAGCACUAAGAGAAAGUCCAUAGGGCAGCAGAAUUAAUUAAUGACUAACCUAAUGAAGGACUUGGUCUAUAUAGCAUGUUAACCCAAAGAGACUUUACAUGGGUUCUAGCCUGGUGUCACUUCAGUACCUCCAUGGGAUAAAACAGCAGCAUGUAAGUAUUUAUGCAUACAUACAAGAGAACUUCCACAAAGAGGCCUGCUUGUUGGUGGCUGCUGUGAGUUACCUGCAGGACUGCUGCUCUCACCCCAAAUGUUUCCUUAUCCGUGUUCCUCCCAGGGGGAUUUCUGCUGUACCUGCAGAUGUGGAUGGUGCUGCAGGAGCCUCCAGCCAGGCAGGCCCAGCUCUUCCUCCAGAAGGUUUGCCUGACUGCUUUCCAUGUGAGCACAGAGCCAUCCCUCCUGCUGCUCCUCAUGUGCAGCAGUUGGGACAAGCACUGCUGUUACACAACUAGAGCUGGAAGUGUUUGUUUGGUCUUUCAGAAAAUUAUUGUCUUUUUCACCAGUGGUGCCAAUAAAGGGGAUAAAGGGUGUCAGUGGCCCAGCUUCAUGCCGGAGUGGUGGCUGCUAUGGACUUGGCCCAGGAUUUUGUGAACAGGUUGUUUCUGUAUUCAGACUUCUUUGAGGAUUUUUGUUAAUCUUUCAGUAGCUUGUUUAUUUAAAUUAAGCCCUGAUUAACUUAAGGAGCUUUCUUUGGCAUUUAAUGGUUUAUCAGAGUAAAAGAUUACACUGCCAAACCACAUAUGCAUUUGCAACACAGUUGUAUUGGAGGCAGUAAAAUUUGCCCUGUCUUAUCUGUGUCACUUACUAUGCAGAAAGCACUUUAUCUGGGGGAAAAAAAACACAAAACUAAGGCACUUUUGUUGUCAGUGACACACGGGGGAGUGGAGGAGCUUGUGAAUAUAAGGUCAGUGCCUGUUUGCAUGUGGCUUACGAUGCUGACAUUUGUUGUCUGUGCCUGCUACAUAUGUAAACUCAGGGCCAUAGGCUUACGAGAACGUGAGUUUAAUAGUAAUUGGUAAAAAAAAAAAAGUUGAAAUAUUUCUGCCUGUAUUUACUAGUUCAUUGUAGAGUGGGUUAAGCAGAGUUCUAUAAGAAGAUAUAUGAAAGUAUAAGACUCAGUGCAUGCAGUAAGUGUGUUUAAAAAUUCAUUUCUAAGACUACAAGCAGGCAAGUACCAGUGCUACAUGUUCCAGCAGGGAUCCCUGCUGAUGCAGCUCCUGGGGCCGAGUCCUGUGGUCACUGAUCCCUUGCUGGGUACAGAGGUAACCCCAGGGGCUGGGCAGGCUGAUGUGUUGCAGGGUGCUACCUUUAGGCACAAUCUGCUUAAAAUAAAAGAAAAAUAUCAUUGUCUGCAGUUGAGCUGGGCAGCUACUUUCUAUGAAUGGUCUGCAUUUGAGAGUAAAUGUGCUCCUUUUGAGUUUAUACCUUAUCUAUGUAACUUUUUCUUUGAAAUCUUGUAAGCAAGAAGAGAAGAGAAGGCAAGAUUCUGGAAAUUAUUUCUUCCUCCUCAUGCACGUAUAAUCUGUGGCCUGUAUGUAUUCAAAACUUUCAUAUCACAGGUAUCAAACUAUCAAAAAUAAUUGGGAAACUAACUAAAGAAAAAAAUAACUGCUGAAUCUUGAGCAACAUCCAGCAGAUGAAUGUCUCAGAGGAGAUGGAAAACAAGUGGUUGAGUUAAUUAUCCAUUGCUAAUAUUUGCUCGGCUCUAUUCUUCACUAAGACAGGGAAAAAAAAAGAAAUACUGUGAUGAUUCAGGGAGAAAAUUGUGCUGCCUGAAUAAACCCAUGUAGUAACAUCUAUUUAAAUGAGAUUUACUGUAUUUUUGAAGGCUUGUCAAAUUGACUCAAAAAUGUAUCAAAUAGAAAACCUGAAUAAAGAAUCACACUUCCAUUCCUGAUAACUGAAACUGUGUGUAUUCAGCACAAAGUUGGUUGGGUAGUUUGUAUUAUUUGGCUGUUUUGUACUUGUAUAGCUUCCAUAGGCUAAUAUUUUUUUUUGUUCAGCUGCCUGUUUUCCACCCGUCAGGUGUCAUGGCUGUGUGCUCUUGGUGUUCCAACAGAUGCCUGGGAGGAGCCCCUCGCUGUGUUGCCACAGAGGUUAUCAGAAGACACUGGGAUUGCAAAGAUGCCAUAAGGUAUGUGUUACUGGAGCUGCUCACUCAGCAGCACUGCUGCACAAGAUAUUACUGAUGCGUAGAAAUCUCCCAGAAUAGAGAUCCCUUCCCAUGGGAUCAUCCUGGAGGAUCAGCCACUUCUCCCUAGGGAGUGUGCUCUAUGUAGAGGCAUUUUGUACCUGCAGCUUUGCCGUGAGGAACAGGGCAUCAGCGAGGGGCUGGCUGAAGUCCCUGGGGCCACGAGGGCACUCUGAGUGUGGUUUGGUAUUGCAGAGCCAACUCUUGAUCUGCUGUGUGAGCAGGAGAGGGCUCAUGUGUGAUGAGGUUGAAGCAAAAGUGGGUGGCUUAAGGGAACCUGUUCCCACUUUUGGAGUGCUUAUCAGCUUCUCCCAUCCUUCUGAAUGUGCCAGUGUUUGGAGGGUGCUGGAUCAGCUCAGAGCAGCACAAAACUGAGCACCAGCCUCCAGGAGGGCUGUGGAGAGAAGUCACUGUUAACGGCUUUGGAUAAACACCGGUGGGAGCAAAGGCCCAACCUGCAAGGUUUGGUGGUCACACCAGGUUGGCGCUGGUGUGUUCUGGGUUACAGUCCUGCUGUGAACAGCCUGCUGGUGGCGGCACAUUCAUUUCCUUGUAAGGCACUUAAGCAGGUGCUUGCUUAAGCAGAAAGAUGGUUGCAUUUAAAAUUCUAUAAAAUCUCAUUAUACUUGUCUUUGGGCUGUGCACCUAAGUCUGCUAAACCAUCCCUGCUUUGUUGGAUUGUCCUAGGAGGAAAGGAGGAAGACCUGAGGAUGACAGCAGUUCUGCUGCUUAGCUUCCAGGUUUUUUUCCAGGGCUGCAUUAAGGAUUAGAAAUUACUUGGUGCUCUGUGUUACAUGAAGCACCAAAUAUAUAGUACCAUGCAACCAGUCCCACUGCCUGCAGCAUGAAGGCCCCCACAAUUAGCCUACAGCAAGAACUACAGCUUCUGAUAAAGGCUUGUGUUUAGAGGCAUAGAACAAAGUGAACGGAAAUAUAUUUUGUUUUUUCUUGCUCUGCAAAACUGCCUGUGCUGCAAUAGACUAUAAACAUGAGACGCUACUGAUAGGAGCAGAAAACAGAUUUCAUGCAUCUAGCAGCCUACAAUGCCAUCCUCCUGGCUUGCAAACAAUCCAAAGCAGCUCUUGAGCUGCAAGCUCAAGUGCUGGGCUCAGAGGGGAAGCUUAGGAGCUGCUUUCUGGCAGUGUAAGUAGUUCAGACACCCACUCUGUAGGAAGAAAAAACACAAUAACCUCUUCUCUCCUCCUCUCUCUCCCACUCACCAUUACUAAUUUAUCCUGAUUGUAAUGGCUUCUAUUUGCUCUAAGCAGAUCCUGUUCCCUUCCUAAGAAGACCUGAACAGCUACGGGGACAUAAUAUUCCCAGUGGAGGAUCUGUUCUUCAAUUCAGGCAGACAUAAUGAUGGGAGCCCCCGUUUUUCAAUCAGCCAACCCAUGGCCUUCUUAAUGUGAUUGUAAUCUGAGAUAAGACACCUGGUGCUGCAGCUGGAGAAACCCAUCCCAUGGUAUUGAGCUGCCUUUUAAUUUACUGUCACAGGGAAACAUUUUGCAAAUAUUUUACAUAUCUUCAGGAGCCCAGCCACCACUCUGCACAAGCUGGUGUGGCCGGAGGCUAUCCCAUGUUUGCGCUGUGUGGCACCAGAGCAGCCCUUCCACUUGCAGGGGUGCAAGGACAAGCUUAUCCUCUGUGCACUCCCACCCAUGGGGUUCAGAGUGUACCAGAUUUCCACUUCCCUGUCCAUUCUGGUUGCAAAAUAAAUGCUAACACUGCCCCGGA